Drosophila bipectinata is the source of this 2354-nucleotide messenger RNA. RefSeq lists its product as uncharacterized. Lineage: Eukaryota; Metazoa; Arthropoda; Insecta; Diptera; Drosophilidae. The record is from RefSeq and is a predicted model, not a curated record.
ACAUCCCAAUCCAUCCUCAACUACCGUCGGAAGCGAGUCAAGUAAAAAAAAUGCGGAAGCUAAUAAAAAACGGAGUGAAAACGAUGGUGCCUCAAAUUCCAGCCAGAGUUCUACAAAAGUUCUCGACCAGAAGUUUCUUUAGCAAAAGCAGUCGGGCUCGUGUUUUAAAGCCCAACCAUUAUCACCACAGUUCUCAAGAAUUGAAUUAUUAAAUAAACCGUGCGGUAACAGGCAGAGCAAGCAGCAUAGGAAAGAUGACCCACCUUUAAGUAAUGAAAAGUCGAAUGGCUUUUUUGUUUCCCGAUUAAAGCAACCAAACAUGGCUCCAACACUUCCAGUUCUCUCUCCACAUUCUCCGAUGAAUGCAAACUUAUACAUUAAUAGCCAGCAUACGCAACUUUCCGGGCGUUAUUUAAACAACAAAGUGUCUCAGCAAGUCGAUGCUAGUAGUGUUAGGCGAGUGGCAUCGAGCAGAUCUCUAAAGGACAGUCAAAAAGUUUUAUCUAUUUCAUCGACAUUAGUAUGCAAUUGUGAGAAGGAACAUUUUCAUCAUCAUCAGUCGAAUGGGUCUGACUCGGAAGCCAACGAAGAAAUCAAAAUUAAAUUAAAUUCAGAUACAGGUACUAAGCUGGCCAAUAGCGCCAAGAUCCAAGACUUGAAAGUAUGUAAGACAUCCGAAAAAAAUAAUUCCGCAAUAGACGAGUCUGCCAAGGGGUGUUUGCAAUUAAAUUGUGCUAUGGGAAAGGAUAAGAGAGCAGUGUCUCCAAGACUGUCAUUGCAUAAAAGUGGUUUUCAGCAAGCCAUCAUUAUUUCGGACGAAAGCGAGAUUACAAAAUCUCCGCGAGGUGCUAACAAAACAACGAGACAGCUCACCAGCAAUGCAGACAAUCAAUUUUAUCGUCAACUGACUCAUAAAAUAAGUAAAUCGGAGCAAACUUCCCCCAACAAUGUGGAAAUGGACAAAGCAAAUUUCUUAUACGACACGAACAAUAGAAGUACCAGUUGUUUGGUGAAUCCCUCAGAUCCCUGGGUUAAGAAUUCCGAUAUAAGAAGUGAUAUCUCAUCCAAAAAGGAAAAGCAUUUAAAUUCCCAACAGUACAUUGAUCCCUGGGUUCGACGGCAAGCAGAUGUCCCCGUGGAAGUCUCUCAGUUUCCCAAGAAGAAUAUCUAUCGCGAAAAAUCUCUCUCUUCCCUAAAUAAUAAACUUAUUUCGACCAGAACUGAAAAGGCAAAGGUUGUGAAGCCGCAACUGAAGCAUUCGAAGACGGCGCUGGACGAAGAUCACGUAUUUUUAAAUGAACCCGGACUGCUGUUUGCUCCAUUCUCACCGCCGCAUAAUAAAAAUAAAAACUGGUGCCUCGACCAAUCCCAUAACGAUCUAAAAGGAAAUAUACAAAGUAAAUCGGCAAGUGUUAUUCCAGACAAAGUAAAGGAGACUUCCAGUCCGUUAGCAAACCAUGUUAGAAAAUCUGUAUAUCAAAAUAAUAGUAACUUGCUUUGUCCAAACGAUCAAGCCAGAUCCUUACUUCAAGUAGAAAAAUUGCACUCUAGACAUAGCUCCCUAUCGAUUCCCAAUCAAACCAAUGACGAACUUCCGCUAAAUAUCCGUCGACUCUCCGAGCAGAUUCGUGAGCCGCCCUUGGAGCGAAACCUCCAAUUGUCCCUCAGCGAUCGGAACGUAAGCAAUAUGCCGCCAAGUGAAAGAUCUGGAGGCAGGGAACAGCAACCAAUACCCCAAAAGUUGGGCUUUCACAUUUCGGAUAAAAACCACGGUAAUAAAAUUAUGGCAAGCCAGCACGAAGACUUUAUCUCUUUAAAACGAGCCUCCAAAGAUUCCACAACUGUUAAUAUUGUAAAACCAUUUACGAGUACUCAUAAGCCUGAUCCACUUCUAGAAACCACCUGUUAAACCCCAUUUGCUAGAAACCCCGAGAGUCGAUAUUAAAGUGUCUCUGCAUUAGCUCAUUCAUAGAUCAUGAAAAUAUAACAAAACAUAAUAUACAUAUAUAUAAAAAAAACCACAACACACAAACAUAUACAUACUUCUUAUAUAUAUCAAUCGAAUCUAAAUAUGAGUAAUAAAUAACAACAAAAAAACGAAAAGAGAAAAAAAAAAACAUAAUAAAAACUAUUUUUAGUAGUAUCUUAAGUUUGAAAUUUUUACAGUGAUUUUGCAUUUAUAUUAAGUAACACGAUAAUGCCCUGCCACCAAUAGGGACAAGUUCUAGGCUUAAUAACAUUCGCAAGCAUAUAUAUGUGUGUAAUAGUGUAUUUUUUCCUCAUUUUAUUGUCAUUUUACAUAUUUGUUGUAAUACAUUUUAUAGUAAUAAAAUCUUUAUAAAGAGCUACAUGAA